Molecule: messenger RNA, 195 nt
Organism: Spirodela intermedia
Lineage: Eukaryota; Viridiplantae; Streptophyta; Magnoliopsida; Alismatales; Araceae
Source: the annotation of a GenBank genome assembly
AUGAAACCGUCGCCACCGUAUAGCAUCAGCAUGUACCAGCAGGAGCUGAUGGCGGAGGAGCAGAGUGGCCUCGCCAUGGGGAUGGAGGUUGACGACUCCGACACGCUUGAGAUCCUGGGAGAGCUCGAGCGUCAGCCCGCCGACGCCGAUUUCUUCAACUCCUUUGAGGACGACUUCGACGACUCCGACAUCUGA